Molecule: messenger RNA, 1764 nt
Organism: Batrachochytrium dendrobatidis JAM81
Lineage: Eukaryota; Fungi; Chytridiomycota; Chytridiomycetes; Rhizophydiales
Product: nuclear protein localization protein 4
Exons: 7
Coding region: 1-1764 (587 amino acids)
Biological process (GO): ubiquitin-dependent protein catabolic process
Cellular component (GO): nucleus
Molecular function (GO): ubiquitin protein ligase binding; ubiquitin binding
Source: RefSeq, a predicted model, not a curated record
AUGCAAGCCAUGAAGUUGGAUUCUACUAGAACAUUCGAUUUGGCUUUGGAUCCCAAAGGAGAGCAACGAGUACAAGCUCAACCAACCCAUACCAUUGAGCAACUUGGUCUAAAUUCAAGACAUGGAGAUUUGCUAUUUAUCAUCUACCACAAUGAUGGAUCUAAAAAUUCUACUUCUAAUGUUUCUACUCACGGCCAGACUCAAUCAUCAAAGGCCAGUUCAGCGCUGUUGAUCAAGCAAGAUCCCGUUGAUGAAUAUCUGCAGAAACAGCCAGGAACCAUCAAGCGAGAACGGGAUACUCGAUUCUGCAAACAUGGAAGCUCUGGAAUGUGUGAAUACUGCCUUCCUCUGCAACCAUACGAUGCAAAAUAUUUAGAAGAGAAUAAGAUCAAGCACAUGGCAUUUCAUGCGUAUUUGCGCCAACUAAUGGAGCAGGCCAAAACAACUCCCAUCACUAGUUCUCAUUUUGUUCCUCCCCUUGAUAAUCUAGAUUUUAAAGUUGCCAAUCCUUGUCCUAGUAAAUCUCAUGGUCAAUAUCCUAUUGGUAUUUGCACAAAAUGCCAGCCAUCUGCCAUUACGCUACAAAGCCAGAAUUUUCGUAUGGUAGACCACAUUGAAUUUGAAUCUCCUGCUAUUAUUGAUAAUUUCUUGCAAUUUUGGCGUUCCAGUGGUGCGCAACGUGUGGGAAUUCUUUACGGCAAGUAUGAACCCUAUGCCGAAGUUCCGCUUGGAGUAAAAGCAGUCGUGUCAGCCAUAUACGAACCAUUACAGGAAGACAGUCAUGAUACGAUUCAAUUAGCAGUAACUUCCUCUCAUUCAAUACUGAAUAAUGCUACAUCUGCCACGGUGGAUGCUGUUGCUACCUCACUGGGUCUUGUUCGUGUAGGUAUUAUCUACACAGAUUUGACAGACGAUGGUUCUGGCAAUGGCACGGUAGUAUGCAAGCGACACGCAGAUUCUUAUUUUUUGUCCUCGGCCGAAAUUGUCUUUGCCGGUGUAAACCAGGAACAGCAUCCUAUGGUUACGCCAUACAGUGCAUUGCACACAUUUGGCAGUCGGUUUGUAACUUGCGUUAUUAGUGGCAAUAGUGAAGGUGGCAUUGAUAUUUUUUCGUAUCAAGUGUCAAAUAUGUGUGCGGCUAUGGUUCGUGAUAAUAUUAUUGAAGCAUCUGUUGAGCCUUCGUUGAUGCGUGUCGCCGAAUCAACCGAUAAGCAGUACGUGCCAGAAGUAUUCUAUAAGUUUAAAAACGAGUAUAACAUUAUGGUGAAGAAUGCUGCAAAACCAACAUUUCCAGUCGAGUAUCUGCUGGUGACUGUUACACACGGAUUCCCAUCCACUCCCAGUCCGACAUUUACAAACACAAAGGCAUUCCCGAUAGAGAAUCGUGUGGAAAUGGGUAGCGCGCAGGAUAUGCACGCUCUCAAACAGCAUCUGACAUUUACAGAAAAUCAUUUACUAGAUCUUCUUUCCGACUUUCAUGUUCUGCUAUUUAUCAAAGAAUCUAGUAUUUUGGAUCAGACUGAUUUUGAUCUAUUGGUUGACGGUGUUCGAACACGAUCUGAACCCUUGAUAUCCGAGCUGUCUAGCCGAUCUUCAUGGCAAACACUAUUGAUGAUUUUGCAAGAAACGGCCACACAUGCACCGACAGCCAGCAAGAGCAAUACUUCAGCAGUCCCUGCAGCUCCCAAAUCAUGCCAGUACUGCACGUUUGUGAAUCAAGCUGGUGUAGAUUCAUGUGAGAUGUGUGGACUUCCGCUUGAUUAA